Ficedula albicollis (Collared flycatcher) is the source of this 609-nucleotide messenger RNA. Its product is annotated as zinc finger protein 853-like. Gene Ontology annotation, molecular function: chromatin insulator sequence binding. Gene Ontology annotation, cellular component: chromosome. Gene Ontology annotation, biological process: regulation of transcription by RNA polymerase II. NCBI's taxonomy places the organism in Eukaryota, Metazoa, Chordata, Aves, Passeriformes, Muscicapidae. The annotation marks the transcript as partial. The transcript is spliced from 2 exons. The record is from RefSeq and is a predicted model, not a curated record.
GGGGUGUCGGCCCCCCGAAAACCCCCUGACCGCCCGGAUCCUCGGGACGUCCCUCUGCUCGAGGGUCCCCCCACAGCCCAUCCCGGCCCGACCCGGCCACGCCGGAAACCCCCCAGGCCCCCUGUGAGGGGACCAAGCCCCCUGAAGGAGCUGCUGAGGGCAGGGGGGGCUGGGCUGCACCCCACUAUCUGUGGGGAGUGCGGGAAAGGCUUCAGCCGGAGCUCGGACCUGGUGCGGCACCGCAUCACCCACACUGGGGAGCGACCGUUCACCUGCGGCGCCUGCGGGAAGGGCUUCAGCCAGAAUUCCAACCUGGCCACGCACCAGCGCAUCCACACCGGGGAGAAGCCGUUCGGCUGCCAGGACUGCGGGAAGCGCUUCGGGGAGAGCUCGGCGCUGGCGCAGCACCGGCGGACGCACACCGGGGAGCGGCCCUACAGGUGUGGGGAGUGCGGGAAGAGCUUCAGCGUCAGCUCCAACCUGCGGCGGCACCGCCGCACCCACGGCCGAGAGCCGCCCCACCUCUGCCCCGAGUGCGGGGACACUUUCUGGAGCCCUGGCCAGCUCCGGAGGCACCGCAGGGAGCACGUGGUGUGAGGGGGAGGAGGG